Messenger RNA from Cordyceps militaris CM01, 816 nucleotides. RefSeq names its product CBP4-like protein. Gene Ontology annotation, cellular component: mitochondrial membrane. The record is from RefSeq and is a predicted model, not a curated record. Gene Ontology annotation, biological process: mitochondrial respiratory chain complex III assembly. The coding region runs from base 1 to 816 and encodes 271 amino acids. The transcript has 4 exons. NCBI's taxonomy places the organism in Eukaryota, Fungi, Ascomycota, Sordariomycetes, Hypocreales, Cordycipitaceae.
AUGUUUCUCGCAAUGCACACGAAAUACUGUUGCGCCAGACCGCCUUCCCAACUAGGCGUGGCAAGUAAUCGGCAAAAUCCCAGACUCCAACUAAACCGUGCAUCACGUCACAACCGCAACGACGAGCGAACCACGACAAAAGACGACUGCGCGCGAACAUUCCCCGUCCCCUCUCCGCCCAUUCAUCGAGGAAAAAAAAACGUGCACAUCCACCACGAUCCCCCGCCUCCCUUCCGACGGGUCGAUUCCCCAACACCACCACACAGCGCGACCAUGCCGAGCCCGAGGAACUGGGGUCUCUGGACCAAGGUCAUUGUAGCGGGCAUCGGCGUGAGCGUCGGCGGUCCGGCGCUGACGUACUGGGUCGUGCCGACCGAGGAGGAGCUGCGCGCGCGGUACAACCCGGACCUGCUGCGCAAGAGCAUCGAGGGGCGCGCGGAGCGCGAGGCCGAGUUCAACGACUUUGUCACGAGGCUCAAGGCGUAUUCCAAGUCGGACAAGCCAAUCUGGACCGUGAUCAAGGAGGAGGAGGAGAGGCAGAAGAGACGAGAGGCUACGUCGACGAAAGAGUUGGCGAGAGAGGCGGAGGCGAGGAGGGAGGCGAUGCGCAAGGAGGUUGGGCUGGAUGUACUUUUUCUUCUUCAGGCCGAGGAGUCGUCGAGCACGGAAGAGGGACCGCUGCAAGUCACUUAUAGCAGCAACGGGACUACACAUUUUGAGAUGAUUGCUGACAACUAUGCUUUACUUGUUUAUACAUUGACAAUGAUAUCAGAUCCAACUCAAAUUGGUAUCAAGAAAUGGCAAACGCUUAUGUAA